Folsomia candida is the source of this 1069-nucleotide messenger RNA. RefSeq lists its product as uncharacterized. The record is from RefSeq and is a predicted model, not a curated record. Lineage: Eukaryota; Metazoa; Arthropoda; Collembola; Entomobryomorpha; Isotomidae. The transcript is spliced from 4 exons. The coding region runs from base 102 to 920 and encodes 272 amino acids.
UUUUAUGUCAUUCGACUAGCACUUCUCAUAAACCAAACAAAUUCCAAAAUAACUCACACACGCGAGACAUCUGGAAAUUUCAGGUGUUCAGAAUUAAAAUCAUGUUGGAGAUGGAGACGCCAGAAAAAGUGGUGGCCUUUGCAACUCCUCGCCCCCACAAUGACACCAAGCGCUUUCGUCUUCGUGCAGUUAGCCACGAAGCAGAAAUUUACCAUCGCUACUUUAACUCUUCUUUCGCCAGGAAACUAUCAUGGGUCCAAAUUAUGUUGGGGGCAGUUGUAUCUAUGGUCCAGGUGACCAUGUCCACAACUCUCCAGGUUAAACAUGGCACUACAAGCUCAGCUUUUGAGAACAUUAGCCUGGUCACUUGGUUUAGCUUUUUUAUCCAUGGCAGCGCAUCCUUGACCACGUUAUGGGCAUCUAAAAGAUCGUCCUACGCCAAACUGCAUACUGGAAUGGCUCUCAAUAUUAUUGGGAUUUGCACCCUUUGUGGAAUAUUGUAUUUGCUGAGAAACAUUCAGCAUCCAACCUUGGUUCAUGUGGACUUGAAAGAAUUAGUGCACACAGUUUCUACAGAAUUUCCCAGGCAUAUUAAUGAACUUGAAAAUUUGACUCAUUCUCAUCCCAGUGCUCACAUCAUUGGCUCAAAUGUAUUGUCAUCAUUGGUUAUGCUGCAGAUUUUCGUUUCUAUUUUUAUGACGUUUAUGACUGGGAGAGCCAUUUGCUGUGGGAGAAGUCACCUGGAGGGAAAAUUUCUAGAAAUGGAAGCAGUCAACAAGGACAAAGAGAACACUGAUGCAAUUGUUAAUUUUCGCAUGAGCAGAAGGGAUUCUUCGGUUUCUUCUUCGCCAAAUCAUUCCCCUCCGCCGUACGUCCCCAGUCCACAAUUUUGCGGAUUGCAUGAGACGAAAGAAUUGUAAUAUAUAAACGGUAUUGUCAUGAUUAAACUGCGUGGCAACUAUUAAACAAAUUCAAUGAUACACGGCAAACAAGUAACAUUUAUUACCCUUGGUAUAAACACAUGCACAAUGGUUGACGGGACAAAAUAAACUUUACUAAAGCUGCGUGA